This is a messenger RNA of Penicilliopsis zonata CBS 506.65, 2375 nucleotides long. RefSeq lists its product as hypothetical. Lineage: Eukaryota; Fungi; Ascomycota; Eurotiomycetes; Eurotiales; Aspergillaceae. Gene Ontology annotation, molecular function: phosphatidylinositol binding; protein binding. Gene Ontology annotation, biological process: conjugation with cellular fusion. The transcript is spliced from 5 exons. The record is from RefSeq and is a predicted model, not a curated record. The coding region runs from base 381 to 2375 and encodes 664 amino acids. Gene Ontology annotation, cellular component: mating projection tip.
CACAUAUCACGUACUAGGCAUUAAGAAGCAUGUAACUAAUAAUUGACUGGGCUUAUACCAACCUAUAGCGAGGUAACGACUACAUAUACUAUCACUUCAUCCGACCCUCCCAAUAAUCUUCUCGCCACUCACAGGCGCGCUGUCAGGGGCCAACCAAACUGCCAGUCGCCAAUAAUUAUUCUCUGCUCACCCGUGGUCGAGCUGAUCCAGCGGCUGCCACCACCACAAAGGAGGGGGGGGGGAAAGAGAGGAGAAAAAAAAAAGGAGAUCUUUUCCUGCAUCUACUGCAUCUAUCCCUCUCUCCGUUAUUCUCUCUUGUCUUCCAGAUAACCGAAUAGUUGAUUUCUCUUCCAAGUCUGUCAGGUCAGACUAGUGAAGAAAUGAAGGCCAUCCGACGCUCGCUCAAGGGGGAUAAGGAUCCCAAACCCCAUCACCACCAUAUCUCCAUCACUCCCAAGUCUGCCAUUGCCAUCCUGCCUCCCAAGAAAGUUAUCAGAGCCCUCUACGAUUACCAACCGGAAGCCGGGAACGCGCAGGAAUUGGCCUUCAGCAAGGGCGACUUCUUCCACGUUAUCAGCAGGGAGGACGAUUUGGAUUGGUACGAGGCGUGCAACCCUCUCAUCCCUAGCGCCAGGGGGCUGGUCCCGGUCUCGUUUUUCGAGGUGAUUGGGAAGAACGAACGCAACAGCGACGACUCCAUCGACCUUCAUAAGAAAGAGCAUCACGACUCGGGUUUCGCCGACCGCGCCCCUGCUUUUGUCCCGUUCGCGGAACCCCCGGCAUCAACGAUCGCUACGACGACGACAGUGACGACCACCACACCACCACCCCCACCAACAGCAACAAACUCGACCGUCCCUCCGUUGGGUAGUUAUAACAGAAUGUCUGCCCUCAAGGGAGCCGGGCCUAUGGUCUACGGUAUCGUUCAGUAUGAUUUCCAGGCCGAGCGCCCCGACGAGCUGGACGCCCGCGCCGGCGAGGCCAUUAUCGUCAUUGCCCAGUCCAACCCCGAGUGGUUUGUCGCGAAGCCUAUCGGUCGCCUUGGCGGGCCAGGCCUGAUCCCCGUCUCCUUUAUCGAACUGCGCGACAUGCAGACCGGGCAGGCUGUCACCGAUCCGCUCGAGGCCGUCCGUCGCGCCGGUGUCCCCAAGGUGGAGGAGUGGAAGAAGAUGACCGCCGAGUACAAGAACUCCAGCAUUACCCUCGGCAAGAUCGACUCCGCCGCCUCGGGGGUUCAGUCGGCAACCGCUGGCAUGGAGAAGAUGUCCAUGACCAACAACAACAACAACAACAACAACAACAACCAUAAUAGUUACGCCAGUCACACCAGCCAGAACGGCACUCACCAGAACUACCACCAGCGCAAUCCCAGCAAGGUCUCGCAGCAAGCCGCCGCGGUUGCGGCCCCCCCCCAGAACUAUCUGCUCGCGCCCGUAGCUGCCUCCAUCCCCCGCUACUGCUUCGACAACGACAAGUACUGGUACAUCAUCGAGGCGAAGAUGGAAGAUGGUCGCUGCUGGGAGCUGUCGCGCUACUAUCACGACUUUUAUGAUUUCCAGAUCGCCCUGUUGACCCAAUUCGAGGACGAGGCCGGCAACAAGGGCAAGCCGCGCACCCUGCCGUUCAUGCCCGGCCCCGUCACCCACGUCACCGACGCCAUCUCCAACGGUCGCCGACAGAAUCUGGACGAAUACAUCCGAAAAUUGCUUUCCAUGCCGCCGCACAUCGCCCGCUGCCAGCUGGUGCGCCAGCUGUUCGCGCCACGCGCCGGCGACUUUGAGAUUGAUCCUAACGUCUUUGGCGAGGAUGCCCGCUACUCCGCCGGUUCCCACCACUCCUCCUCCGUCCCGGACGGGUCGCGUAGUGCCUCCCGCCAGUCCUCUCAUCAUCAGAUGGCCGUGGCCGCCGCCGCCGCCACCACCACCACCACCACCGGGCCCCAACCUGACCGUGGCUCCCAUCAUCGCUCCCAGCCAUCGCUGUCCCAGACAAAUGGCAACCACAACGGCGCCGCUCCCGCGGUCACCCCCACCCCCGCAGCUGCUAUCCCUCCCUCCCGGACGGAUCUCCAGGGCCAGACGAUGAACCGCCAACCCAGUUCGCUGACGCAGGUCUCAACUACGUCAAGCAGCGGUGCGAUGAAGAUCAAGGUGUUCUUCCAGGACGACCUGAUCGCCAUCCGCGUGCCCAACGAUAUCAACUUCCAGCAGCUCAAGGAAAAGCUGAUGGACCGCCUGAAGCUGACUGAUGAUAUCAUGGUGCAGUACAAGGACGAGCCCUCGGGCUCGUAUGCCGACAUGCUGAGCGAUCACGAUCUCGAUAUGGCGAUACAGCGUAAUUCCAAGCUGACGCUAUCCCCCUCCACCCCCCACUAA